Messenger RNA from Acanthopagrus latus (yellowfin seabream), 4921 nucleotides. RefSeq names its product R3H domain-containing protein 1. Bases 351 to 3860 code for a protein of 1169 amino acids. Gene Ontology annotation, molecular function: nucleic acid binding. The transcript is spliced from 27 exons. NCBI's taxonomy places the organism in Eukaryota, Metazoa, Chordata, Actinopteri, Spariformes, Sparidae. The record is from RefSeq and is a predicted model, not a curated record.
ACCCUACGUGUCGGACGUAAGAAGCUGACGUGACGCACUCUCUCCCAGCCUGCUGCUGGACUCCGCCGCCUCUCCUUCACUCCGCCACAAACACUAGCUACUUCACCUUCGGUAGAGACUACGGCUGUGCACCGAUUGUAAACCAAAGCGGUCAGCAGGGGUCAUGAGGCUGUCGGAGGCCCUGGUUGCCGUUCAGAGCAGCUGAAGCAGACAUGGGCAGAGAAGUCUCGAAUGGCAUCGGCAGGCUCGGCCUCAUCGACUUCACCAGCCAUAUCCUCCUUCGCCACAACCACCACUGGCAGCGCAACAAGUUCUCUGUAUUUGCCAGCAUCUCCCAGUAAGACUUUGCAAUGAGAAUGUCCGACACAGUUGACACUGAAACGAUGAAGGUGUCCGAGGCUGCCGACACGGUGUCCUCACCGAAAGACAACAGCGCCACCAAGUCUGAGGUCACCGACCAGAAACAGAGCGGCAGAGACGACCACGGCAGCAACAAUAAGAGGGAUGCACAGCCUCUGAAGUACUCUAAGUCCAACACCAGGCUAAAGCUCGUGCGGAGCCUGGCAGUGUGCGAAGAGUCCUUUCCUUGCCCUAUUCCUGAGCCUUCAGCAGCACCUCAGGAUGGAUUCCUUCUCCAGCCCUUUGAAAAGGAAGAUCGCGCCGCACCGGACCAAGCGGAGAAAGAUGACAGCUGCAAUAAGGUGGACAAACCAGAGAAAACACCAAAAAAGAUGCUUUCGAGAGAUUCCAGUCAAGACUACACAGAUUCAACUGGGAUUGAUCUCCAUGAGUUCCUGGUCAACACAUUGAAAGGCAACCCCAGGGAUCGAAUCAUGCUACUGAAGUUGGAACAGGACAUCUUGGACUUCAUCAGCAAUAAUGAAAGCCAACAGAGAAAGUUCCCGCCCAUGACGUCCUAUCACAGGAUGCUUGCACAUCGAGUGGCAGCCUACUUCGGCAUGGACCACAACGUGGACCCCAGUGGGAAGUCGGUGGUGAUCAACAAAACCACCAACACUAGAAUACCUGAUCAGAAAUUCUCUGAGCACAUCAAGGAUGACAGGGCGGACGAUUUUCAGAAACGCUACAUUCUCAAACGAGACAACUCCAGCUUUGAUCGCGAAGACAGCACGAUUCGAAUGCGUUUGAAAGCUGACAAGAGGAGCAAAUCGAUGGAGGAGAGGGAGGAGGAGUACCAGCGAGCCAGAGAAAGGAUAUUUGCACAUGAUGGAGAUCACUUCAUACUUGAUAGAAGUGCUCAGGAUGAAGACGCAUGCAUGAGCACCCAACAGAGGCGGCAAAUGUUCAGGUUACGGGCUGGUCGUUCAGGAGCCAGCCGGCAGAGCAGCUCCGAGACCGAAACGCUGCCGCGGCACGGCGAACCACGGCCCUGGAGCAGCACCGACAGCUCGGACAGCUCCAACCGGCUCGCUCCGCGGCCCGCCAUCACCAAGGCCAGGAGCUUCAGCGGCAUCUCCCCUGGCCUCGUCCGGGGGGACAGCACGGCCAGCAGCAAGAGCACGGGGAGGCUCUCCAAAACAGGUUCAGAAUCAUGCAGCAGCGUCGGCUCCUCGUCCAGCUCACUAUCCCGUCCCCAGCUGCCUCUCCCCGUUUCAGCCUCGUCCUGGUCCAACAUCCCCAGCGCCCCCUUGAUCCACCCGGCUGCCGACACCAGAGGCUCGGGGCCCCCUGAGAUGAUCAAGAGCGUCCCUUCACAGCCACCAUCUGCUACAGAAGCAACCAACUAUUACGUGUUGCCGCUGGAAGCCUCAGGGAUACCACCCGGCAGCGUUUUUGUCAACCCACACACAGGCAAGCCUUUCAUCCACCCCGAUGGCAGCGCUGUAGUUUACAACCCAGCCGCCGUCGCCUCGGCUGCAGGCAGGAACCCACAGCAGGGGAAAACCCUGCAGCAGCCAAUCCCUGCCCCGACGCAACAACACCAAACCAAUCACCUCCACUCACAGCCGAUCUGUCCUCCUCUCCAGCUGUCUUCUGAGCCUGUCCACAACCCAAUGGUCUCGUAUCCUCUUCCUCCUCCUCCUCUUCCUCCUUCUCAGUUCCUGCCCGUCUGUCCUAACCAACAGUACACUGUGCCCGACACCCUCAACGCCCAGUUCAGUCACAUGACUCUGGCGCAGCAGCAGCCCAGCGACGGCGGGGCUUCAGCUCCGGACAACCGCCAUUUCCCCACCGUAUACCACCACCACCACCACCCCUCCUCUAUGGUACUGCAGGGAGCUCCUCCCCCACAGCAGCAGCAGGUUGCUAGCUACAUGGUGGCAGGGCCAUCAGGAGGACACCCAGGGGUGCUGCAGGGCCAGCCCAUGGCGCUUCAGACCCCGGCCCCCAACCACGCAUACCCCAGUUCCACCCCGGGCCCUGCUGCUUUCCCCGGGUCCACACUGAACCAGCAGCUCCUCCAGCAACACACGUACAUCCAGCAGCCUGUCCAGCAGAUGUCCACGUGUUACUGCUCGACAGCCCACCACCCCCACUGCUCUAGCCAGCAGCAGCAGCAGCAGCAGCAACAGCAGCAGCAGCAGCACCACUACCGACCGCCCGUCAACCCGCUGCCCUAUAACUGUCCUCAGAGCCAAAACCUGCCCCAGCAACAAGUGCACCAAGCCGUGAUGCCAAACCCAGCGUCCAGCUACCAGACCGUAGUGGGCGUGCAGCCAACCACCAACCUCGCUCUCACUGGCAACCAGCAAAGCAAUAUGGGCAACCAGAUGCAAGGCAUGAUGGUCCAGUACCCUCCAAUGCAGUCUUAUCAGCAGGUUUCUGUGCCACAGCAGACGUACCAGCAGCCUGUGUUUGUGUCCUGUCAGCCGGGGCAGGGAGCAGUGGCUGUCGCUGGCGUGCAGCCCUGCUACAGCCUGCUCCCUCCAAACCAGCACACCACCAUGAGCUCUACAGUGAGUUUCCUGCCUGCCCAGAUGAUGGAGCAGCUCCAGUUUCCUCAGACCUCGUCCCACUGCGUCUCCCAGCAGCACCCAGGCCAGCAGUACGCAGGGUUGUUACCCCCAGGCCCCAGCAGCAGCAUGGUGAUGCUGCAAAUGACAGCACCCCCCUGCCAGCAGCCCCGGGCCCCCUCCCCCUGCCAGCGGAAACAGCCCAACCACAAACAGCCGGGCGCCGAGCACCAGCGCAGCCGCAGGCCUGCCGAGCUCCCCCCGCCUCCAGACAACACCCAGAGCAGCUUGCCCUCGUCCCCGGCACUCACUCCCUUGCCAGGCCAGCCGCCCAGCGUCAAGGGCCUCCCAUCAGGCAUCUCGUCCAUCCCUGUCAUGGCCCACCACCCGCACCACCACCACCACCCGCAGCUCCCUACAGCCUUCUGCCACAGUGGACAAGGUGAGGCACACUACUCUCUACUGGGUCAGCCUCUGCAGUACAAACCCGCCAUCAGACCUCCGCUGAUACACACUGCCCACAUGGUGGCCAAACACCAGGGUCCACUGGGGGUUUGGCGUAGCGGUCAUGGGAGGAAGGCCAGCAGAAAACCUCUGUCUUCAGAUCUCAGUGUAGGUGAAGCAGUGAGCAGUCAGAUCCUGGAAGUGACAGAUCCUCCGGAGGGGAUCAGCUGUACAGACUCCCACCACCUCCUGGCAGAGCUCUGCAAAGGGGGCGAAUUGAUCCAGCGGCUGUCGGACCAUCGGCCCCGGCUGUGCAACACGACCAGAGACGCUCCCAGCAGGGACCUGGCCUCAUCGUACUCCAUCUUCGCCAUGCUACCCUCCAGAUUUUCUGCCCCAAGCACCACGUUUCACCACAUCGGCCCCCGGGCCACCUUUAAACUCCGAACUAGUGCCAGACACAGAGGGGAGCUGUGUGACUCGGACAAAGCCGGCUCAUAGCUGCUAAGAUCUUGGCGCACCGAAGGAGCGCCACGUGUACGCACAUCCAACCACCUGCCUCUGCUGCCUCAGUCGGGACUGUCUCGGUUUUAGUCCCAGACUCUGUCCAAAUCAAAAACCGUAUCCAAUGUUUGAAGAAUGAAUGUUCACUUUUAUUUAGUUUUAGUUAAUUUUAUCUUUUUUUUUUUUUUCUGGCCAACAGGUCUGUGCAGGGUGGAAACUGAGCACCACCUACCAGUUUGGUUUUUGUUUGUGAGACGCGUCCACGGCUGCUGAGGCCCUCCCCCCUCCCAUCUCUCUUCCUCCCCUAAAAAAAAUCUAGUUUGCUGUUAGAAAGUGUUUGGAAAGCUUUGGGAUUCAUUCGCCAGCUGUUUUAUUAAUUGCAGGUUGUGCACGUGUGACAGCAUCAUACGUAUACGCAUAACCUGCUUGUUUCUGGUUCAAGAAUGUUUAUGAGAAUUAGACUUGUUUCAGCUGGGUCUCUGUCUCAUGUCAUCACAAUCAAACUGAGCAUCCAUAUCAAAGCAAUUUUAUUUAAUUCAGCGUUCAAUCCAUCCUCCCGUCAUGUGUGUCCUAGCUUGAUCCCAGCCCACUAAAACAGAGCAUUAUUUAGGUACACAAGAACAGGUUCCUCCUCUUGUUUUACUCUUGUACAAUGUGAGCCCAUACAAUAAUCAACACUGAAUAAUAGAUAUACUACCUGAAAUAUUUAAAGUCACUUUUAUACACAGUGAAUGUUGGAUUUGCACUGAAGUGAUGAAGGAGAUGGAGAUUUGAUUGGUAUAGGACCCCCCGGGCCUGGAUUUUUCUUUUAUUUACCCCCCUCGUACCUGUUUGUUGCACUCGGCCAGGCCACUUUCUUUUAUAUUUAAUUAAAAUGUUUAUAUGCACAAGAAAAAUGCAAUCGAGUUUGUCCAUCUACUUGGCUUCUUUUCUUUCUUUCUUUUUUUUUGGUUUUUGAUUUGUUGGUGGAGUUGGAGGAGGAGUUCAGUGUCUGGUGUGGCAUUUUCUUUCUUUCUUUCUUUUUCUUUUGUUUGACUCUAAUAAAUGUUUGCACCACA